Molecule: messenger RNA, 1425 nt
Organism: Penicillium mononematosum
Lineage: Eukaryota; Fungi; Ascomycota; Eurotiomycetes; Eurotiales; Aspergillaceae
Exons: 2
Coding region: 1-1425 (474 amino acids)
Biological process (GO): carbohydrate transport; transmembrane transport
Cellular component (GO): membrane
Molecular function (GO): carbohydrate:proton symporter activity
Source: RefSeq, a predicted model, not a curated record
AUGCCCUGGUUCGAGUCCCAAUUUCCAGAAAUUGACGUGAGCAACGCGCUGCCUUCAGAAAAACACCACGAAUCGACUCUGCAAGGUACCGUGGUAGCCUUGUAUGCAGCAGGUGGUUUCUUGGGCGCCAUCGCCUGCAUUGGGCUAGGUGAUAUGCUUGGACGUCGACGAACUAUCAUACUCGCUUCAGUGACGCAAAUGAUAGGGGCAUUCCUCAUGGCUAGUUCUUUCCCCCUUUCUCAGUUGGUGGUGUCAAGGGUUAUCCUAGGUCUGGGCACUGGUGGCCAACUAGCCACUGUGCCUAUCUGGCAAUCGGAGAUAUCACCAGCUAGUAAGCGUGGUGCGCAUGUUGGGACCACAGGCAUCUUCGUCUCAAUGGGUCUUACCCUAGCAUUACUCGUCGACCUUGGGAUGUCUUAUGUCCCCAACAGCGCAAGCUGGCGUAUUCCAGUUGGACUGCCUAUCAUACUUUGCAUAGUUGUGAUUAUAUUUAUUUCUCAUAUGCCCGAGUCGCCUCGUUGGCUGGUCAAGCAGGGCCAAGUCUCUGCUGCUCGUGAGGUAUUGGCAGCCCUGAGAGACACGGAAAUGGACAGUGAGAUGGUCCAGAAGGAUAUAUUGGAUGUGGAAUCCUCGUUGGCUAUUGCUGGCGGUAAAGGGUCUUUGUGCCAAAUAUUCCAAAUGGGACAUCAAAGAAUCUGUCAUCGCGCGUCCAUUGCGACAGGAGGAUUGGUGCUGUUACAAUUGACUGGUGUCAACUCUAUCACGUUCUACACUACGACAAUUUUCCACACCCACCUGCACCUUAGCUCAACAACAUCAAUGAUUCUGGCGGUCAUCUACCAGCUCUCCGGUGUCUUUGGUGGCAUUCUCUGCGUGUUCACAAUAGAGGGAUUCGGUCGCCGCUUUCUAUUGUUGUCCAGUGCCAUGGCAAACACAGUCUCCAUGGCCCUCGUGGCUGCGCUUAGUUCCCAGUCGAAAAACAUCAUUGCCAUGCACGCAGCAGUGGUCUUUAUGUUCAUCUUUCACUUCAGCAUGGUCUUCGGUUUUGGUGGAGUGCCAUUUCUCUACGCAUCCGAAGUGGCACCUCUCAGUCUGCGUAGCACUAUCAACGGUAUCGGCUCCAGCAUAUAUUGGGCUCUGAGUGUUCUGAUCGCCGAGGUCACACCAAUCGCCUUCAAUGCCAUUGGAUGGGAAUAUUUUCUCAUCUUUGCCUGUCUGAAUUUUGCAAUGAUACCGGUUGUUUAUCUAUUUUUCCCGGAAACCGCAGGUCUCUCGUUGGAAGAUAUAGAUGAGGUAUUUAUCAUGUCCACGGGCUGGUCAGACCCUGUUCGUGUGGCCAAACAGGUGUCCAAGAGAUUAAAUGGUCGCCAACCCCAGGGAGAUCGUCCUUUGGAGAAUAAAGACAAAAGAGUACCGACGGUUUGA